UCGCUGCCUGCGCUGCGGUGCCUCCCCGCGCUGUGUGACCGGCAGGAAUGCAGCAACCGGCACUGGCGCUCAUGGCCCUGGCAGCCUGUGUGUCCCUUCACUCUUCAGAAGCCAUCCUUCCCAUUGCUUCUAGCUGUUGCACUGAGGUUUCACAUCAUAUUUCCAAAAGGCUUCUGCAAAGAGUGACCAUGUGUCGCAUUCAGAAAGUGGAUGGGGACUGUGACUUGUCUGCUGUCAUCCUUCACAUCAAACACAGAAGAAUCUGUGUCAGCCCGCAUAGUCGUAUUCUUAAGCAAUGGAUGAAAGAACGAGCAACCAAGAAAAAUGCUAAAGGCAACAUUUGCCUUAAGAAGAACCACCACCAAAAGCAGAAGAGUAAGGUAGCACAGAAGGGCAGGCAUAAAGCCCACGGCCAUAAAACUCCUCAUUAG
Messenger RNA from Sorex fumeus (smoky shrew), 431 nucleotides. RefSeq names its product C-C motif chemokine ligand 28 (gene CCL28). Gene Ontology annotation, biological process: positive regulation of cell-matrix adhesion; cell chemotaxis; immune response. The record is from RefSeq and is a predicted model, not a curated record. Gene Ontology annotation, molecular function: chemokine activity. The coding region runs from base 48 to 431 and encodes 127 amino acids. Gene Ontology annotation, cellular component: extracellular region. The transcript has 3 exons. NCBI's taxonomy places the organism in Eukaryota, Metazoa, Chordata, Mammalia, Eulipotyphla, Soricidae.